Molecule: messenger RNA, 499 nt
Organism: Cydia fagiglandana
Lineage: Eukaryota; Metazoa; Arthropoda; Insecta; Lepidoptera; Tortricidae
Product: fibroblast growth factor receptor 4-like
Exons: 3
Source: RefSeq, a predicted model, not a curated record
UAUGGGAGGUGGUCGAUAUUAUUUGAAGAAGUAACUAGAACUGACAAUGGGAACUACACCUGCCUCGUAUGCAAUGAGUUAGGCUGUAUCAGCAAUACAUUUGUUCUUACGGUAGUUGAUCGUUACCCCUCAAGGCCUUAUAUUAAAGACGGAUAUCCAGGGAACAUAACAGCUAUGGUUAACGAUACCAUACAAUUUUCUUGUCCGACUACAACCGAUCUUGAACCUUAUUUAUACUGGGUUAAGGUUUAUGAUAAUUUCACUAUUACGGACAAAGGACUGUUACAACCAACUAUACCGGGAUUUGAAAUAAAGAGCGAUAACCCCGCAGACGAUCUUGGGACACUCACUGUUGCCAACGUGACCCUAUCGGACCGAGGAUGGUACGGCUGUGUCGCAAUGAACAGUCUUGGAACUGCCACGGCCAUGGGGUACUUGACAGUCUUGGAAAAAGUUUGUAAAUGCGCCGAUUAAUAUACCAAGAGGGCUAAAGGUGACA